Aspergillus fischeri NRRL 181 is the source of this 1914-nucleotide messenger RNA. Its product is annotated as dynamin family protein. Gene Ontology annotation, cellular component: membrane; microtubule; cytoplasm. Gene Ontology annotation, molecular function: GTP binding; GTPase activity; microtubule binding. The transcript is spliced from 5 exons. Bases 1 to 1914 code for a protein of 637 amino acids. NCBI's taxonomy places the organism in Eukaryota, Fungi, Ascomycota, Eurotiomycetes, Eurotiales, Aspergillaceae. The record is from RefSeq and is a predicted model, not a curated record.
AUGCUACCAGUUGAUAGUUUCGACAGCGACAAUCGCGUCAGAGUUCUUGGUGUCAUUGACAAGCUUCGUGAACUAGGUGUCAGUGAAAAUGUGUCGCUUCCGCAGCUCGUUGUCGUCGGCGAUCAGUCAAGCGGAAAAUCUUCGCUACUCAAAGCACUGACCGGGCUGUCCUUCCCAAUAGCCAGCGAUCUCUGCACCCGGUUUGCGACUCAGAUUGUACUUCGUCGAGCGAGCUCCGAGGAUGCAGAAGUCAAGAUCACUAUCAUCCCAGGACCCACGGCUCAGAUGAAUGAUGAGGUGAAAGAGCGUCUUCUGAACUUUGAAAGGAGGCUUCCUGUGGACCAGUUCGGCCCGACGGAGUUCACCCGCAUUUUUGAUGAGGCUGCCCAAUGCAUGGGUGUACCCGGUCCUAACACAGAGAGCUUGGAAAAUCUCGAGAAGCGUUUUUCGGACGAUAUACUCAGGAUUGAACUUUCGGGCCCGGAACAGCGGCAUCUCAGCGUGGUCGAUGUACCCGGUCUGUUUCAUAAUCCCCAAGGUGCUCGAACUGUCGGGAUCAUUACCAAGUGCGACGCUCUAGAACCAGGUGAUGAGGAUGGGGUGCUCAGAAUUGCUAGAAACGAGGUUGAACGGCUCAACCAUGGAUGGUACGUCGUUAAGAAUCGCUCGACUAGGGAGAUUCGCGACGGUGUCACUAUUGAAGAACGCCAUAUUCGCGAGAGAGAGUUCUUUGCCUCCACAGCGCCCUGGACUGAUCUUCCUAGAGAUCAUGUUGGCAUAGAAAAUGUCAAGCGCUUUCUUGCGGGGCUACUUUACCGCCACAUUCAACUCGAGUUCCCUUCAUUGGUCAAGGAGAUCGAGGACCUCACUCAAGAAACGCAGAAUCAGCUCGAAAUGCUUGGGCCUUCCCGCCAAACAUCAAUAGACCAACGCAGAGUGUUACUGCGUAUUGCUCUGUCAUACCAAGAUGACGUGACCCAGGCACUCAGAGGGAUCUACCGUCCGGAACUCGAUGCCCAUGGAACAUUGAGGCUUCGGCUGCGAAUACGCGAGCUGAAUGAGGAGUUCGCUGAACGCAUGAAUCGCAACGGUCAUGCAAGAGUGUUCCGUACCGUAAAAGAUGAGGUCGACCAGGAGUUUUCUCGUAACUCGGGCGGCGAUGAGAAUAUCUAUGAUUGGAUUCGCAGGCUUUAUCGUGAUUCUAGGGGAGUGGAACUUCCCGGGACCGUGAAUCCCGCUGUCUUGGAGAAUAUGUUCCGCCAGCAGUCGGCUCCUUGGAACCAACUUGCUUUGGAGUACUACAACUCAGUUCGCGCGGCCAUAGCCGCCUUUAGCGACGGAGUCUUUGGGUUGAUCGUACCCGACGAAGAUUUCAGGCGGAACCUCGGGGCUCGUCUCCAACGACUUGAAACAUCAGCUUUUCGAACGGCCGAGGAAUACCUAAGCCAGCUUCUCCGGGAUGAAAGAGAGGGCAUAUUGCAGACUAUGAAUAAUUAUUUUGCAGAAAAUAUUGCCUCUAUUAGGGAAGAGCGAAUGCGCGCCAGACUGGGGUCAUUGGGAAUCCAAGAUAACCAUCAGCAAUUGGUUGAUAUCAAACAGCUGAUGGGUGGCAUUCAUCUGAGUAAUGACGAUCAAGCGAUCUACGAUAGUCACGAUACUCUCAAAGCCUUCUACAAGGUUGCUUUGAAACGAUUCACAGAUAAUGUGAUUGUUCAAGUCACAGAACGCCAUCUUCUUGGUCCACGAGGGCCUGUCAAACUCCUAUCUCCGGAGUUGAUUGGCGAACUUUCUGACGGUGAGCUAGCUGAUAUUGCAAGCGAGAACUUUGCAACAUCUUCCGCCAGAACUGAGCUACAGGCUCGAAUGGAUAGGCUUCAUCGAGCUUUAGAUAUCGCCAGGCAAGCUGGUAUCUGA